AUCCCCUCGCAACGUUAGCGACAGCAGCGAUGUCAUCGGCGCCUGUAGCAGCAGCAGUAGUGAAACAGGAGCCAGGGACGCCGGCAAAUGGCGUCAAGACGGAACCAGAGAUUAAACAGGAAAAGACAACUCCGUUGGCGUGAUGCAAACCAGUGGUAUGAUGUCGAAUCAUCAAGGGCACGUAUUGUAUCUCACUACCACCUUCCUUCUGAAGGAACCCAGGGCAAUGGAGAUGAUAUUGACGUUGUUAACGUCCCCGACCACAGCGUGUUAAAACGACAAGAACUCCAGCCUGGAACAGCUUACAAGUUCCGUGUGGCAGGCAUCAACGCCUGUGGCCGAGGUCCGUUCAGUGAAGUCUCAGCCUUCAAAACAUGUCUGCCAGGUUUCCCAGGGGCACCCUCGGCAAUAAAGAUCAGUAAGAGUGCGGAGGGAGCACAUUUAUCAUGGGAACCACCUCAAAACACUGCCGGAAAAAUCACUGAGUAUUCUGUCUAUUUGGCCGUCCGAAAUGCAGCGGCAGCAGAACAAAAGCCCGGAGCCCCAGCUCAGCUUGCGUUUGUGCGAGUCUACUGUGGCCCUAACCCCUCAUGUGUCGUCACCACGGCCAGUCUGGCAUCAGCUCACAUAGACUUCACCACCAAACCAGCCAUCAUCUUCCGUAUCGCAGCUAGGAACGAAAAGGGUUAUGGCCCAGCUACGCAAGUCAGGUGGCUGCAAGAUGCCUCCCAAACAGCAAUGGCAGGUGGGAAAAUAGCCGUGAAGAGAGUCAGCUCGGAUGGCAAACCCACCAUCACAAUCACUGGUGCAGCUAUUAAGAAAAUCAAAACUGAAGAGGAAGGACAGAGCUAAGGGGAAUUCUCAUGGCCCACUAGUGGUCAGUACUGAUGCACAUCUUCUACUCUCAACAAAUACUAACUCAAGAUAUGCUGCCAAAUGGGAGUCAAAGACUUCGGAAAUAAUGAAUCUACAGGGAACCUGUCAGGAAAGUGAGCCGUCAUUCAAGCCCAGCUGAGAGCUAUUGUUCAAGGAAAA
This is a messenger RNA of Haliotis rubra (blacklip abalone), 1035 nucleotides long. Its product is annotated as host cell factor 1-like. The record is from RefSeq and is a predicted model, not a curated record. The coding region runs from base 88 to 852 and encodes 254 amino acids. The transcript is spliced from 6 exons. Gene Ontology annotation, molecular function: protein binding; transcription coactivator activity. Gene Ontology annotation, biological process: chromatin remodeling; regulation of DNA-templated transcription. NCBI's taxonomy places the organism in Eukaryota, Metazoa, Mollusca, Gastropoda, Lepetellida, Haliotidae. Gene Ontology annotation, cellular component: histone methyltransferase complex.